Molecule: messenger RNA, 1565 nt
Organism: Brassica napus (rape)
Lineage: Eukaryota; Viridiplantae; Streptophyta; Magnoliopsida; Brassicales; Brassicaceae
Product: E3 ubiquitin-protein ligase At1g12760-like
Exons: 4
Coding region: 145-1368 (407 amino acids)
Source: RefSeq, a predicted model, not a curated record
UUUCCUUAAUCAUCGUCAUCUUCCUCUCUGUGCACGAUCGAAACCCUAGCAAUCCCAAUUUCGUUUCCUGAGAUCGAAUCCUCACCUCUCUAUGGCGUAACUCCACACCAAUUUCAUCAAUUUAGCCUUUUUUUCCUGGAAACAAUGUCAACGGAGACUACAACGAAUUCGUCAUCCUUCGAUCCGGCACCGUUGAUUUCGAGCGGCGAUGAAAACGAGGGACGCAGCAACAACGGCGGGGAAAGGAGAUCCGCGAGGAGACAGGGGCUGAGGGAAGCGGCUAUGUUUCUAAGCCGCGCGAGCAGCGGACGAGCGAUGCGGGAGCCGUCUAUGCUUGUGAGGGAGGCUGCGGCGGAGCAGCUCGAGGAGAGACAGAGCGAUUGGGCCUACUCGAAGCCCGUCGUGGUGCUCGACAUCGUGUGGAACUUGGCCUUUGUCUCGGUGGCUGCUACUGUUCUUGUGAUGAGCAGGAAUGAGAAUCCGAUAAUGCCGCUUAGGGUUUGGCUCUUGGGGUAUGCGCUGCAAUGCGUGUUGCAUAUGGUUUGUGUGGGGAUUGAGUGUCGGAGGAGGAAUAGGGUGAGAAGCAAUAGGACUCCUCGGUCACGUUCUUCUUCGUCCUCUUCCUCUAUGGAGGAAGAUGGUUUGGGUUCGAGGAGGAGUUCACAUGAGCAGCUGGAGAGCGAAAGCAGCAGCAGUGUGGCGAAACAUCUAGAAUCUGCCAACACCAUGUUUUCGUUUAUAUGGUGGAUCAUUGGGUUCUACUGGGUAUCUGUUGGUGGCCAAGAUUUAGCACAAGAAUCUCCGCGGAUUUACUGGUUGUCUAUUGUCUUCCUUGGUUUCGAUGUGUUCUUCGUUGUCUUCUGUGUUGCGUUGGCCUGCGUUAUUGGCAUUGCUGUUUGCUGUUGCCUGCCAUGCAUCAUUGCAGUUUUAUACGCUGUUGCAGAUCAGGUACUUGUCAUAACCUUUUUCAUCUUAUAUCCUAAGUCGCUACUUGGUGCUAUCUGUUUUAAUACGAUGAAAUAUCAGGAAGGGGCUUCGAAAGAAGACAUUGAACAGCUCACCAAAUUCAAGUUUCGGAAAGUCGGUGAUGUUAACAAACACGCGGGUGAUGAGGCUCAAGGAAACGCCGAUGGGAUAAUGACCGAGUGUGGUACAGAUUCACCCGUUGAACAUACACUUCUCCAGGAGGAUGCAGAAUGUUGCAUCUGUCUAUCUGCUUAUGAAGACGGAACAGAACUAAGAGAGCUUCCUUGUGGUCACCAUUUCCACUGCUCAUGCGUAGACAAAUGGUUAUACAUAAAUGCGACUUGCCCACUCUGCAAAUACAACAUCCUCAAGAGUAGCAACUUGGACCAUGAGGAAGUUUAGAUGAAACAGCUUUGGUUAUUCGUGACCCCACACAACAUUUGAUCAAAGGAACUUGGGGGAUCCAAAGGUAAAAACACGACUAAUGUUAUUAGAUAUGAUGCAUUGUUUGUGAUAUGAUAUGAUAUAUAUAUACAAAUUUAUUGUACUUUUGUCUGUCUUUUAUAAUUUGGUUUGGAAAGGAAUUAGGUUUCUGUAAA